This is a messenger RNA of Selaginella moellendorffii, 3731 nucleotides long. RefSeq names its product phosphoglucan, water dikinase, chloroplastic. Bases 73 to 3651 code for a protein of 1192 amino acids. The transcript is spliced from 18 exons. Gene Ontology annotation, molecular function: ATP binding; starch binding; kinase activity. The record is from RefSeq and is a predicted model, not a curated record. Gene Ontology annotation, biological process: phosphorylation. Lineage: Eukaryota; Viridiplantae; Streptophyta; Lycopodiopsida; Selaginellales; Selaginellaceae.
CCUUCGAUCUUUCUGGAAUUUAGGGAUUGAUUUGGGAGGGAUGGAGGCGCGGGAAGAGUGAAGGCGCCUGCGAUGGCGCUGCAUUCUCUGUCCGGCGCAAUGCCGAUGGCGGUCAGGCCGAUCUCCGACACGAGAGUUUGCAUCGCGGCGCAGUCGAGGUUUGUGUGGAAUCCGGCGCUGCGAGGUAGGGUUUCCAGCCAGAAGACCGGCCUCGUCGUUGUGCUUUGGCACCGCCAGGGAAUGUGGAGGAAUGAGCUCCGAUCCUGCCAGUUACAAUGUGCUACCAGGAAAGGGAAGAUGAUUGUCAGGUGUCACGGUGGCAAGGUGAAACUCAGGCUUAGAUUGGAUCAUCAAGUCAAGUUUGGGGAGCAUCACGCUGUCAUAGGCUCGGCCGAUUUCAUGGGGUCUUGGAAAAAUCACGUGAGCAUGACAUGGACGGAGUCCGGUUGGGUGGCGGACAUUGAGGCGAGUCCGGGCGAUCGAGCUGAGUUUAAGUACGUCAUUGUGGCCGGAGAUGGAAGACUUACGUGGGAGGAAGGUCCCAACCGUGUGCUAGACGUUCCCAGCGGAGGGAGCGAAAUAGUGUCUCAGUGGGAGAAUCCUGAUUUGGUGGUGACGACUAACGGUGCUUCUGCGGAAGCUCAUGUCGAGGCGCCCGUGCAUGAAAAGAAAGAUAAAAAGGAGAAGGCCAAGGAAACCGUGACUGCUUCAAGCGAUGGUGAUAUGUCUUUUUCGCAAGGAUGGCAAGGCAAAAACGUUGCCUUCAUGAAAGCUAACGAGCACACGAGCAGGCAAGGAGGGAAAUGGGAAACCGCAGGUCUAGAUGGUGCGGUGCUGCGCAUCGUGGAAGGAGAUAAAAAGUCUGGUAAUUGGUGGCGAAAGUUGGAAGUUGUCCGGGAGCUUCUAACAGAUGAUCUAGGCAAGGCUGAUCGACUGGACGCUCUUGUUUAUUCUUCUACUUAUCUUAAGUGGAUAAGUACAGGUCAAAUACAAUGUUUUGAAGAUGGUGGUCAUUAUCGACCCAAGAAACAUGCCGAAAUCUCGCGGAUGAUUUUUCGGGAGCUUGAAAGCAUUUAUUCGGACAAGACAACAACAACAACAACAGAGGAACGUGUUGUGAUCAGAAAUAUCCAUCCUUGCUUGCCAUCAUUUAAGGCUGAGUUCACAGCGGCCGUUCCUUUGACACGUAUAAGGGAUAUUGCUCACAGAAAUGAUAUCCCUCACGAUCUAAAGCAAGAGAUAAAGCAUACAAUCCAGAACAAACUGCACAGAAAUGCUGGUCCGGAAGAUUUGGUUGCGACAGAAGCAUUAUUAGCUCGUGUGACCAAGACACCGGGAGAGUACAGUGCGGCGUUUGUUGAGCAACUCAAGAUCUUUCACGGUGAGCUCAAGGACUUCUUCAAUGCUAGCAGUUUGACUGAACGUUUGGAUGGGCUGCGUCCAUCACUAGAUGAGCAACAACUUUCCGUGAUGGAUAAUUUCAUGGAAAAGAAGAAGAAACUGGACGAAGUGGGGGAUGGUGGAAAUUCGGACAUGCUAAUCGGUGCCAUGCAUGCUUUGACGGGACUUCGGGCUGUUCUUUUGAAGGGCCUCGAAAGUGGACUAAGAAAUGAUGCGUCCGACGAUGCUAUUGCCAUGCGGCAAAAGUGGCGUCUUUCCGAGAUUGGCCUUGAGGACUACUUUUUCGUCGUGUUGAGCAGAUUUCUAAAUGCCAUGGAUAGCUCUGGUGGAGCAAAAUCUUUGAGCGGAGAAAUCCAAUCUAAAAGUACUAGCAAAUGGAAGCAACCGCUGGGUGGAGUUGUUCUGGGCAUUCGACAGCUAGGUUUGUCUGGAUGGCAGCAAGCUGAAUGUCUUGCUAUAGAGAAUGAACUCAUGACUUGGGAAAAGGAUGGCAUUUGCGGUAAAGGUAUGUCAAUAAUUCUAUAUAUGUUUUCUAAUCUGAGCUGGUCUUUAGGGAGUGAGGAGGAUAUCAGGAUGUGGGGUUUAAGAUUAAAAGCCACAUUAGAUCGAACGCAUCGGAUGGCCGAAACAUAUUCAGACUUGCUCCUUAAACUGUAUCCAAAGCGUGCACAGAACCUUGGAAAUGCGUUGGGGAUCCCCGAGAAUUCGGUUCGGACGUACGCCGAAGCAGAAAUCAGGGCCAGUGUUGUUUUCCAGCUUUCGAAGCUAUGUACGGUGCUCCUGAAGGCUAUUCGUUUCGUUUUACAUACCGAAGGUUGGGAUGUUCUUAUGCCCGGCAUUGCGUGUGGAAAGCUUUUUGAGGUCCAGAAAAUUGUUCCUGGAUCACUGCCUUCGUCAGCUGAGGGACCAGUUAUACUUCUGGUGAAACAAGCUGACGGCGAUGAGGAGGUUCGCGCUGCUGGGCCCAACGUUGCCGGAGUAAUACUUCAACAUGAGCUCCCUCAUUUGUCUCAUCUCGGUGUGCGAGCUCGUCAGGAGAAAGUUGUGUUUGUGACGUGCGACGACGACGAUAAAAUCAAGGAAAUGCGGUCGUUGCUUGGUAAAAGUAUCAAGCUGGAGUCUUCUUCUGUAGGUGUUCGUGUGUCGACUCAAGGAGCGGAGCAGGGAGCAAGCUCCACGGCCAGAGAAACAGAAAAGGGUGCCCAUGAUGAAGCCUCUGUUUCUGAAAGCAAGGUGGUCAAAAGCUCGUCAGGAGUUAUCCUUGAUCUCAAGGAUGCAGAUUUGGCGACAGCAGGUGCAAAAUCGAGCGCUUGCGGGAAACUAGCUACGCUGGCCGAGCUCUCUGCUGAAGAACAAAACAAUGGCGUUUCAUGCAAGUUUUUGGUACCACCGGGGCUAGUAAUUCCUUUCGGAUCAAUGGAGGGGGCAUUAGAAAGCAGUGGGAGUAUGGAUACGUUUCACGACUUGCUAGAGCAAACGGAAACAGCUCAGGUUGAGGAGGGUGAGCUCGAUGGGAUUUGCAACCAGCUACGCGAACUGGUAUCGUCACAGAGAUUGCCAAAGUCUGCGAUGAGCAAAAUUGCGGAAGGCUUCUCAUCCGACGCACGACUUAUCGUCAGGUCCAGCGCCAACGUAGAAGAUCUAGCCGGCAUGUCAGGGGCCGGGCUUUACGACUCCAUCCCCAACGUGAAGCUAUCAGAGCCCGAACACUUUUGCAAGGCAGUAGCAGGGGUGUGGGCUUCUCUAUACACGAGAAGAGCGGUUCUUAGCAGGCGGGUUGCAAAGGUACCACAGAAGGCAGCAUCAAUGGCGGUUCUAGUUCAGGAACUUCUGGCUCCGGAUCUAAGUUUUGUCCUGCAUACGGUGGAUCCGAUCGAUCGAAACGCUCAGAUAGUCCAGGGGGAAAUAGCGGCGGGCUUGGGAGAAACUCUGGCCUCUGGAACCAGAGGAACGCCGUGGAGGCUGUCGGCGAACAAGGUGGAUGGCAGUGUCAAGCUGGUGGCAUUUGCAAACUUUAGCGAGGAGUUCGUGGCGGGGAGAGAUGGAGUCGCGGAUGGCAAGGUUUCGAAGAGAGUGGUGGAUUACAGCACCAAGAAGCUGUCGGUGGACUUGGAGUACUCGGUGGCGCUGGGACAGCGGCUUGCUGCUAUAGGGACGUUUUUGGAGAAGAGUUUUGGAUGCCCGCAAGAUAUAGAAGGGUGUGUGGUAGGGGAGGAGAUUUACAUUGUCCAAGCCAGACCACAGCCAUAAUGGAAGCUUAAUGGUUUUGGGAACUUUAUGUAUGUGGGGAGUUCCAUCUAUGCAAUCUAUUCGUGGAGAUUGUUCUAGGA